Messenger RNA from Prorocentrum cordatum, 685 nucleotides. The record is from the annotation of a GenBank genome assembly. Lineage: Eukaryota; Dinophyceae; Prorocentrales; Prorocentraceae.
ACACACCCGGGACGCCGCGGUUGGAGCGCUACUGGCGGUCGCGGCCAGGGGCGACAAGCAGGCCAUCGACGCUGUGAGCGCCCGCCUGGAGCACCAGGACGGCCCCGUACGUUCCACGGCUGUUGCGGCGCUGGCGGCCGUGGCCGAGGCUGGCGACGAGUACGCCGUGGCCGCUGCCAGGCGCCGGCUGCAGCAUCCAGAGCUCUGCGUGCGGCACGCGGCGUCGGAGGCGCUGGAGCUGCUCCUGCCCCGAGCCGCCCGCGCGCCGCUGUCGCCGUGCUCGGGGUCCAGCGGCGAGGCCUGAGCGGGCGCGGGGUGCGGAGGGGAACCCGGCCCUGCGCGGGCUCUGACGCGGGGGGCUCGGGCGCCGGCGGCCCUGGCUCGGCUGGGGCUUGGGCUCGGGCUCGGACUCGGGCUCGGGCUCGGGCUCGGGCUCGGGCUCGGGCUUGGGCUCGGGCUCGGGCUCGGGCUUCGGAGGCUCGGGCUCGUCGGGCGGCGCCGGUCCGCGGUCCCGCCGCGCUCUGGGGGCGGAGCGUGGGGCCAGUCGUUCCUGGUCCCUCGCGGUGGUUCGUGGUCGUGGCCAGGGUCGUUCGUGGUCGCUCGCGGUCGUCGCUCGUUCGUUUGGCGUUCGUGGUCUUCGUGCGUCGCUGUUCGUGGUCGUCGUCCGUCCGUCCGUCCGUCCGUC